CUCCUCCUCUCUUUUCCCCUCAUCCUACGAUCACUUUCCAGUCCUCCCUUUUUCCCUCCUUCCGCUCUCUCCAUCUUCAGUCGUACCCUGGUGGUCGCUGAUCUUCUUCGCUAGUCGAGACAUUCACUUUGCAAAUAUCAACGCCCCCCACACUCUCUAUACCAUACCCCGAGUUUCUCUGCGAGAACUUGACCAUUCACUUUCCCCUCAUUAGACAAGCAUACCUCUCUCAUCUACAUCCAACGCCAAGAUGCUCUUCACCCCCGCCGUCAUCUCCGCCCUGACCCUCUCUGCCGUGUCGGCUGUGCCGCUCAAGCACGAAGGACGAGCCCUGGGUGUCACCAGCUUCAAUAAGCUGAUGCUGCGAGGCCAGCAUGCCGAUGCCCUUCGCGGUCAGAACCUGACUCCAUUCCAGCGAUCGCCUGCUGGUAUGAUCGCCGCAAUGGGUCAGAUUCAGGCCCUCGCUGCACGCUCCACCACCGAUGAUUUCCAAGGAUUCUCGGGCGUGCUGAGCCUGGUGCAGUGCAUGGUCGACACCCUCCUCGCCAAGGCGGACUCGUCUUGCUCCGCAGACAGCAGCGAUCUCAGCUCUAGCAACGUCGCCGAGUCCAAGAUCAGUGAAUUGCUGGGAAGCCUCAGUACCGCCGUCACUGCAGCUCAGGAGCAGGCUAGCAAGAGAGAUUUCUCACAGCCUGCUGCCAACCCACUGGAGCUCUACGCUCGCUCCUCGACCAAUGAUGCACUGGCCGUGCUGAGCAACUUGCAGCUUCAGAUCGGAAACCUGAUGACUGAUCUGGUCACUUUGGCCCAGGAGGGUUCUGCUUCCAACUCCACUGAUGGUGGCGAUGACAACGAACCUUCCACUACCACGACCAAGACUCACACUCACCACACUCACACCAAGGGCCACCACAGCACCAAAGCUACUGCUACAGUCAGCUAUGGAGCCAAUGGUGUGGCCUGUCCAGCUGCCACUGCCGAGAACCUCGGUCAGUACAUCCCCGGAUGCCCAGGUUACGGUCGAAGGAGUCUAGCUGAGAAGCGAGAUGUCACCGAGAAGCACCUGAACAAGCUCGUCCCAGCUUUGGCUACCAUUCUAGAGCAGGUGCCCAGCCUCAUUAUGGACACUGCAGCCGCUUCUACCUCGUCGAACGCCACCGAUGUCAAUGUCACCCAGCUCGCAACGAUUGCCAACCUGACUAAUAACCUCACCAAUUCGACUGAGUACAAGGACGUCGUCAAGGACUUCAAGGUCAUCCUCAAGGCCCUCACCAGCAGUGCUGACACAACGGCUACAGUCACUAAGACCAUUCUUCCAACUUCGACGGCGCCAAAUGCUAAGCUGGCAAAGAACAGCAAGAAGGAAAAGUCUACCAAGAAGGAGGAUAAGAAGACCAAGACCAAGACGCAGACUCAGACAAUGACAAUGACUGUCACUGCUACUUCUACACCUACCUCCACAAGUACAACCAAGGAUAAGACCAAGAGCCACAAGACUCACAAGACUCACGAGACGACUGAGACUGAGACCAAGACCAAGACCAAGACCAAGAGCACCAAGUCGGCAAAAUCGACCGAGACUGUCAAGAACAAGAACAAGAAGGUGGACGAGGAUACCAUGACUUCCACUCUGAGUGGAACAUCGAGCGAGCCUACUUCAACGGUCACCGUCGUUGUGACUGCGACUGGUUCGGGCUCUACCUCCAGCACAAGCACGAGUACACUCACUUCGGCUGCCUCAAACACCAGUACUGCAGCGACCACUACUACUGCAUCUACCGAUGCUGCCGUAGCUAGUGCCCUGGCUGACGAGAACGAGUCCGACGAAGAGGACGAAGACGACGAGGAUGAUUCCAGCACCGGUACCACCAGCACGACCGCCGAUAACUUCAAGGUGUCCCACACCACCUCUUCCGCCGCCUCUGCUGCCACCAUUGCCCACGGUGCCAUUUCCUCCAGCCAAGAGGAGCGACGUGACUUUUCCUCUCUCCUCGAGGGAGAUGGAAUGCGCUAUGUCCGUCGUUCUGCAGGCAAGAUGAGUGGACUUUCUGAAAGUCAAUUGGAGAAGCUCAAGACUAUCUUGGACUCGUUGAGUCAGGAGACUAGAAAGUCGAAGAAGCAUAUUAAGACUAGGACUAAGAGUAAGACUAGCACUAGCACCGCCGUUGAGACUACAAGUGCUGCUAAGCGAGCAAAGGGUGAUGUGGAGAGUGUAGACUUUGAUUUGCAGACGAUCAAUGAUCUCAUCGUCACGCUCAUCUCUGGCGAGACUACUUCGGCCAAUUCCACCUCUACUUCUACUUCUACUUCUACUUCUGGCGAUGGUGACAAUGACGGUGGUGACAAUGGCACCAGCUCCUCGUCUUCCUCAAACACUACCGACACCACCACCACCAGCAGCAACACUACCGACACCACCACUACCACCAACACUACCGAUUCCACCUCCAACUCCACCGAUCCCACUACCAACUCCACCGGUUCCGACACAAACUCCAGACGCUCUCCUCCCUCUUUUGCUCUCACCAACCUCUACCCUCGCGCCACACAUGCACAGGCACAGGUACAGGCACAGGAAGAGCUAGCUCGUCGCUCCCUCUCCACUCUCCGCAGUCUUGUAAAGACCAUGGAAUCCGAAUCCACAGGAGGGAUGAGCGAGAUGCAAAGAAGGGAUGUGACACUUGCUGAGGAACUCAUUGAUUUGCUGGUUUCGCCUGGUCAAAAGGGAUGGUCGAAUGCGGAUUUGAUUGCUGAUAGUAAGUAAGUGGUGUGCUUACGUGGUGCGUUGGGAAGGAAGGAGAGAAGGAAAGGGAGGAAGAGAAUGGUGUGAGAAUGAGAAUGAAGGAGAUCGAGAGAAAUUGAGAGGGAGAGAGAGAGGAAGGAGCCUAUCGUACGACCAAUGCCCACCUCGAUACGCUCAUCACGACACGACAAGACGACCAUCACACACUCUCUCACGUUGCGUUACGUUACGUUACGUCAUGUCACCCCUCAUGGGUUCUUAUUUGCAAAGCAAGACCAAACAAUGUUUCAUCCCCCAAACCCAAACCCCUUGUCAAUACAUAAACUAGCAAAGUCGCGGAGAGUAGGGAGGGUCUUUACCUCUUUACCUUACUCUUUUUUCAAUCACUACCCUUGUACGUCUUCUGC
Molecule: messenger RNA, 3150 nt
Organism: Microstroma glucosiphilum
Lineage: Eukaryota; Fungi; Basidiomycota; Exobasidiomycetes; Microstromatales; Microstromataceae
Exons: 1
Source: RefSeq, a predicted model, not a curated record